Molecule: messenger RNA, 2699 nt
Organism: Thunnus maccoyii (southern bluefin tuna)
Lineage: Eukaryota; Metazoa; Chordata; Actinopteri; Scombriformes; Scombridae
Exons: 5
Coding region: 836-2173 (445 amino acids)
Source: RefSeq, a predicted model, not a curated record
AGGGUAAAACAAGAGACACAUAAAAUAAACUGAGUAUUGCUGCACCAAUUGAUAAUAUUCAUAUAAAAAGAAAGAAAAAAAUAGUUAAUUAGACAUCAUGAAGAUUAGCAAGAGAUAUAAAUUUAUAAUAAUCAGAUAAGAAUAAUAUAAGAAGGCAGCAAAGGCCAAGAAGAUGUUGACAAUUAAGAAAAUGAAGGUGACCUUAAAUAGAAAUGUGUCUUCUCUGGUCUGUGCAUGCCGCUGAAUGUGAAUGUCUCAUAGCCACAUUUUAAAAGGACACUGUGCUACUGCAUGAAAAGGUUAAGAUAAUUAAUUGACAGGAUCACAACAAAUGUAUCAUUUAAACUUUAUUCUUAUAGCUCAGUGAUUAUUAUAACCCAGACUAGCCUACGACAGAAGAGUGUAAUUGCUACAGGCCACAUGCAUCAGCUCUGGCCUCAGCUGCAGUAAAAAAUAGCGCACAGUAGCAGACUGCCGGACGUGUAGUCUUUUCAUUAGAUGACAGCAGCGCACAUGGUGGCGGAGGCUCAGCCACUCCCGGUGGCAGCCGGGCGCCCCCACUCCUCCUUGCUCUUCCUGAAUGGACGAGCACGCUACCUACGGUCCACGCCUCCCUUUCUCAUCUCCAGCUCAACCUCCUCAUCACGAACUCGCUGCAGCCUCUCGGUACUUUAUUGUGCGGUGAUUUAAACUAGGCCAAUUUACGCAGCGCCACUUAAAGGAGCCAUCUGAAGUAAAUCCCCGCUAACACCUCGGCCAAGGCUGUUUUUGACCCACCGUUUCCUUGAAUAUCACCUCUCUGCCUCGCUAGAACAUUGUGUCCUUUGAGGGGAAAAUGACUGCCAAACAUCGGAGAGGGAAAGGCAACCACAAACAUGAAGAUAACUUUUUCAAAAAUGAAGUUAUGGAGUCAGAAGUUCGCGCUGGAGGGAGUAAUAAUUACGCUCUUCUCUUCGUUUUAUUUCUGAUGAUUGUAAUUGGCGGUGCCACAGGCGCAUGGUUCUGUUUCCAACAGCACCAAACUUUAACCUACUUAACUGACAAUCUCAUGGGCAUGCAGAUGAAGAUAGUGAAAUUACAGUCCUCCCACGAAGAAAUGCGACAGUCAAGUGGAAAGCUGCACAUUUCCGAGAGUCUGGAGGCUCGCCUGAAUGCCCUGGAGGAGUCUUAUGCGCUGGCCCAGAAACAGGUGGGAAUGGCCAUGGCUACAGCUGAGCAGCUCAAGACAUCUGACCUCCCCGCUCAGGUGCUGUCGCUCCACACUGAGAUGAAAACCCGCCUGGCAGAGAUGCAGCAAGCCACAGUGUCUCUGGAGCAGCUGAGCCAGCUACAGGCCAUGCUGAGGGAGAAGAAUGAGGAGUUUCAGGGUGUCAGGCUUCAGGUGGAGGGCCUGGUGAUGCUGAGUGCCGAACUGUCCCACAAGGUUGAGGUUCUGACAGGGAGCCUGGGAGAAGCAGAAUCGAAGCUGGAUGAGAGAGUCGGGCAGGUUGCCACGCUGAGUGCCACCCUGGAUGGACAGACCGCUGAGGUGCUCAGCCUGAAGGAGCAGCUGGACACUUAUCAGGCUCAGCUGGAGGCCAGCACACUGGAGAUGGCUACUGUCAGAGAGUUGCUCGAGAAUGAACAGUCCCAGCGGCUCCAGCAGGCCGGUGUGGAGGAACAGCUCAAUACGCUGGUGGGCGAAACUCAACCUCUUGCUGUGCCUGUGGAGCAGACAGAUGAAGAAACUGCUCCUGCUGCUCAUGAAGAGGCAGCUGCAGCAACUGAAGAAGAGGCACUUCCUGCAGCUGUAGAAGAAGAGGCAUCCAACCCAGUAGAAGAAGAGAGAGAGGCAAGUGAAGUGGAGGCAGCUGCAGAAGCUCCUGUUGAGCAGGAGGACGCUGCACCAGAAGAAAUUGCUCCUGCAGAGGAGGUGGAGGCAGUAAAAGAGGAUCAGACAGAGCAACAUGAGCCAGAACAGACAGAAAAGGAGAUACCUGAUGAGGAGAACCAGACAGCAGAUGAGGAGGAGGCAGCGGCAUCUGAAGGAGAGGAAGUUCAGGAGGAGUCACUGCUCGAGGAGGAGAAACUUAAUGUAGAGGAAGAGAUAUCGGAAGGGGAGGAAGAACAGCAGGAUGUAGCACCUGAAGAGGAGUUACCUCAUUGGGAAGAGGAAGAUGGAGAGGAGCUUUAAGAAGAUGAUGAAGGAGGAUGAAUAAUGCACGUCACCAGAAAGGGAUUUUUUCCACACCUGACAUACCCACCAAGGAGAAGGGGAGCUUUCUCAUUCUAAAGUCACUGUCUACAAAAUGACAAAUACGAAGAUAUUAUUGAUUGCUGUUGUUUGGGUGUAGUAUAAAUGAUGUGGUUGCUCUUUGAAAGGCAGAGCUAAUCAGAAGAAUUCAGGUCUGAGCUAAAAACCUGUACCUCAAAAUAUAAGAUGGCUGUGAAGUUAAGGUUAGGGUGAGUGAUAAGCAGAGUGAUAAUAAUGAGUAUUUCAGGGUUUACCUGCCAAUGACAACCUCAAAAAGCCUUAAUCCAGAAAGAAUGACUGUCUUUCUACAGAGCAUUUUCCACUUUUAAAAAGUCAACUUUUUAUCAAGGUUAGGUUCUGUACUAAACUGGAAAACUAAAAGCCAACGCAUAACCUGUUUAUUAAUGCACUUGAAGCCAUAAGUCAUGCCUGUCUUGGUGACAUUAAAGUUUGUUUCUUUUUUCAA